CUUCAGUUUGAGAUUGAAAUAAAUAUUUUUAUUUGGUUACAAUUUGUAUUUAUUUCUAAGCAAAUACCUACUAAUUUAUGAAGAACUAACAAUUAUUAAAUUAAAACUAAAAUGUCCAUAGAAAUUGAAUCAGCUGAUGUGAUUCGUCUCAUUCAACAAUACUUGAAAGAAUCUAAUUUAUUCAGGACUUUAAAUACGUUACAAGAAGAAACAGGUGUAACGCUUAACACUGUAGAUAGCGUAGACGGAUUUUGUGCAGACAUUAACAAUGGUCACUGGGACACGGUCCUUAAGGCCAUACAAUCUUUAAAAUUACCUGAUAAAAAGCUUAUUGAUUUAUAUGAGCAAAUUGUUUUAGAGUUGAUCGAACUGAGGGAACUAGGAGCAGCUCGGUCUUUGUUGAGACAAACUGAUCCCAUGAUCAUGUUGAAACAGAACGAGCCUGAAAGAUAUAUUCAUUUAGAGAAUCUAUUGGCAAGAUCCUACUUUGAUCCGCGGGAAGCCUACCCAGACGGCAGUAGCAAAGAAAAACGACGUGCCGCCAUCGCGCACGCUCUAUCAGGUGAAGUAUCUGUAGUACCUUCGUCUCGUUUGUUGGCUCUUCUGGGCCAGGCUUUGAAAUGGCAACAGCAUCAGGGUCUGCUUCCUCCCGGCACCAUUAUCGAUUUGUUUAGAGGCAAAGCGGCGGUACGAGAACAAGAAGAUGAAACUUUUCCAACACAAAUGGCCAAACAGAUCAAGUUCGGACAGAAAUCGCACGUGGAAUGUGCUAGGUUUUCGCCCGAUGGGCAGUAUUUGAUUACGGGAAGCGUUGAUGGUAUUAUUGAAGUGUGGAAUUUUACUACUGGUAAAAUUAGGAAAGAUCUGAAGUAUCAAGCGCAGGAUAAUUUUAUGAUGAUGGAGCACGCGGUGCUGUGUAUGGCGUUUUCAAAGGAUAGCGAAAUGUUGGUGUCUGGUUCGCAAGCAGGUAGAAUCAAAGUGUGGAGAAUAAGUUCCGGUCAGUGUUUAAGGAAAGUGGAAAAAGCGCAUUCCAAGGGUAUAACUUGCUUGCAAUUUUCAAGGGACAACAGUCAAGUUCUGAGUGCUUCUUUCGAUCACACGAUCAGAAUUCAUGGUUUAAAGUCUGGAAAAACGUUGAAAGAAUUUAGAGGGCACACAUCUUUUGUAAACGAAGUUAUAUUUACCCAAGAUGGACAUAAUGUUUUAAGCGCAUCUUCUGAUGGUACAGUGAAAGUUUGGAGCAUCAAAACGACUGAAUGUACGAAUACGUUCAAAUCUCUCGGAGCUAAUGAUACUACUGUUAAUAAUAUUCACAAUUUUGCCAAAAAUCCAGAACAUUUUGUCGUUUGUAAUCGGACUAAUACAGUUGUCAUUAUUAAUUUACAGGGACAGAUCGUAAGAUCAUUUGCGAGUGGUAAACGUGAAGGAGGUGAUUUUGUAUGUUCGACUGUAUCUCCCAGAGGUGAUUGGAUCUAUUGCGUAGGCGAGGACAUGGUUUUGUACUGUUUUUCUACAAAUUCUGGAAAAUUAGAACGAACCUUAAAUAUACAUGAAAAAGAUGUAAUCGGUAUUUCACAUCAUCCACAUCAGAAUUUACUUUGUUCGUACAGCGAAGAUGGACUUGUCAGACUUUGGAAAGCUUAAUUUUCUUUAAUUUUAAUUCUUAAUGUGUAAGUUUCUAGUAUUAAAUGAAUAAAAAAAACUUGUUUUUUCUGAUUACAUAAACAAUAAGGCGCUAAUUCCAAAGGGGAAAAAAAAAACAACACUUUUUUGUAACAUUUGAAGAUUUAAUAUCUGUAAUGUUUCAACAAAUGCUAUGUCUAAUAGCGGACUCUAAAAUAAUAAAACUAAAAAUCUUUGUUAUAUACAUUAAUAGCGUUUCAUUGAACAAUAACACUGUACAGAAAAAUUAUAUGAAAUGCUUUCUAAGAUCACACACAUUUAUGUCGUGUUCCAGUCUAUUUCGAGAACGUCAACUAUAUCGUUCCGUGACAAAAAUUGACUCGUCUAAAUUUAACAAUGUAGGAUUAAGUUCAAAUUCUAGUUUAGGCGGUAAAAUAUUUUUUUCCAUUGAAACACGUCGAUUUUAAGCCAAAAAUGGUAGUAUACAAAAUUAAAGGUCCAAUAUUUUAGGCGCUAUCAACGUGGGUCAAUGUAAAAAAAAAAUCGAUUUUUUUUUCGAUCUGCCUCAGGGUGUAUACUAUAAAAUUCGAAUUAUAAAGCAAUACAGUCAACGGACUCUCGGCAAUAAAGCUACAAGUCUAAAAAUUCAAUAAGUGAGAAUACAUGGCAACAAAAUUAUAUGCAAAUUUUCAAGUUUACAAUACCAUCAUUAACCUCACUUAAAGGUGUCAUUUUUUUAUUUAUUUUUUUGCUUUUUUAAUCCUACAUUUAGGGAAAUUUCUGUAAGCAAUCGUUUCUCUUUUUUGCGAAAUUAGAAUUAAAUAUCGUUCACUGGAACCUAUAAUCUACGAGCCAGCGGUAUAAAAACGUAUUACUUACAGAAAACUACCCUUAUUACAUUAUAUACAAAAAAAAAUGUCCCAUAUUACUUGUUCACAGGGAAAAUUAUAAAACAGGAAAAAAAAGCGAUAUUUCAUUAAUACAAAUACCUAUCUAUCUGUUUUGUUAUUGUGUUUUCAUUCAUUUCGACAAUGUGAGAUCACAACAGUAUAAUAAUUAUAUUAUAGAAAGGUUUGUUCAGGUUUUUCAAAAAUACGUUGGAAAGAACAAACCCUAAAAUGGGUACGACAAUGAUUCCAGUUCGGCUAUCUUUCUUUUCGGUGAUAAGUGAAGGUUGAUUUGCAGCUUAAAUAUAUAGAAAAGGGUGUUUUAUUUAAAAACUAGAAAGUUGACACAAACUUCCUCUAUUACUGGUCGAGUCACACCUUAAGAGGAAUACCUCAAGACUAGUAUGGAACUACAUCAAAGACUGAUUUAAUUGCAAGUUGUAAAAAAGUAUUUCUCCCCUUUCUACUGACAUAGAUCUUACCGUACCUCAAAAAAUAUAAAUCCAGACAUUGUUUCACCCUGUAUAUCAAAAAUAAAGGAGAGUGGACUUUUUUAAUAGUCAUUUAACAAAAUAUGUAGUUUCUUGCGACUCAACUUAGUUAUACAAAUCGUCUUAAAGAAAUAAAGCAAAAAUGUUUCAAUUUCAUUCUAUCAAUCAUUGCAAAAAAUCAUAAUAAAAAAUAUUUAACGCGUAUUUUUCUUUGUGUAUUUUUUUUAAUCAAUAACAGUAACUACACAAUUAUUCUUAAAUCUUAAAAAAAAUCUAUUCGACCGUGCAUGGGUAUACCUACCAAUAAUAAAAAUAUUUCAUAUUUUUUCCGCAAUUUAUACAGAAAAAAUAUUUUUGCGAUGAAAUAUUUGAUUUCAUAAUGUCAUCAACGCCGAUCGGGGGGAAUGGGGGGUGUCAACAGAAAUAAAAUAUCUUAAAAACAAUAAAUAAAAAGUAAGUCACUAAUGUGUCUUAAAAUCACAUGCUCUACUAGUUCAGGUUACCUGUACUAUAUAUUUUUUUUUUUUUUUAGGAAAAUCAAAUUGGGUCUUAUUUACAUUUACGUCUUAUUCACCCAUAACGAACUACGAUUUAUUGUCGCCAACUGAAAAAAGAAAAAUUAAGUGGUAUUGCGAGAAAAAUAUAGUAUCUUGUACUGAAAUGUAUGGCUUAUCAAAAAAUUACGAAAUACAGUAGGAAAACGCUAAAAUUAAUAUUUAAAGAGAUAUAUAGGGCACUAAAAUAUUUCGUUAACGGUAAAUCUUACAUAAAAAAUAACGAGCCAUCGAGAAAAAAUAUUACUGAGGCCCCCCUACAUAUGGGUCCUCAAUAUUGCACUCAUGUCGACGAAAAAAUGUUUUUAUUCCUACUUUUCUUCAUGUUUCCCAUCAUGCAACAAAAAAUUUUCAUCUAGUCGUCUGUGAGUAUGCCUCCAAGCACGAUAACUCUACAAUGAAAUCCCCGAUCGAC
Molecule: messenger RNA, 3970 nt
Organism: Psylliodes chrysocephalus
Lineage: Eukaryota; Metazoa; Arthropoda; Insecta; Coleoptera; Chrysomelidae
Source: the annotation of a GenBank genome assembly